Gossypium arboreum is the source of this 1764-nucleotide messenger RNA. RefSeq names its product serine/threonine-protein kinase SAPK2-like. The transcript is spliced from 8 exons. Gene Ontology annotation, biological process: intracellular signal transduction; protein phosphorylation. The coding region runs from base 455 to 1567 and encodes 370 amino acids. Gene Ontology annotation, molecular function: ATP binding; protein serine/threonine kinase activity. The record is from RefSeq and is a predicted model, not a curated record. NCBI's taxonomy places the organism in Eukaryota, Viridiplantae, Streptophyta, Magnoliopsida, Malvales, Malvaceae.
GAGGGUAACCAAACAAAAACCAAAAAUAAAAUAAAAAAGGAAACAAAGGCGCAGGCAACGACGUCGUUGUCUAGUGUGCAACUUGUUCUAUUUCUGCUCCAAAUUCCAACCUCUAACUAUACGCCACGUGUACUUCCUGCGUUUCUUUUGUCUCUCUGCCGUUGGCAGUUGACACCAUUUUGACAGUCUCCACUUCGUAUUGGCCUUUUCGCCUUUGCUGUCAGCUAUACCACAAACUCAAACCAGAAAUUCAAAAGCCUUCCAAAUCAUGGAGAUGCUCCGAUUCUAAGCAUCUCCUCUCCAAUAUAUAUCCUUAAGAUCGAGUUUCAUCAACCUUCAAACCAAAUCAAACACAAGCAAAAUCAACAAAUUUAAGAAAAACCCAACAUAGAACAUAUAUUCGUAAUAUAUUAUACGUCAUAUAUAGAUUUUUCUGGGAUUUGGUUUUGGAAAAAUGGAUCGUUAUGAGAUACUGAAAGAUAUUGGGUCUGGGAACUUUGGUGUUGCAAAGCUGGUUAGGGAAAAAUGGAGUGGUGACCUUUAUGCUGUCAAGUAUAUUGAAAGAGGACCCAAGAUAGAUGAACAUGUGCAGAGGGAGAUUAUGAACCAUAGGUCUUUGAAGCAUCCAAAUAUAAUUAGAUUCAAAGAGGUGCUGUUAACACCAACCCAUCUUGCCAUAGUCAUGGAAUACGCAGCUGGAGGAGAACUCUUUGAAAGGAUAUGCAAUGCUGGUAGAUUUAGUGAGGAUGAGGCAAGGUUUUUCUUUCAGCAACUGAUAUCAGGAGUGAGCUAUUGCCAUGCAAUGGUAUAUAUACUAAUUCUGAAAAUAGUUUUCCAUUUUUUGCCUAUCAUAUCUUAUCUAAAUCGAGAUUUUUCACCCGUUUUUAUACAGCAAAUUUGUCAUAGAGAUCUUAAGCUGGAAAACACGCUGUUAGAUGGGAGCACUGCGCCUAGACUCAAAAUAUGCGACUUUGGCUACUCUAAGUCAAGUGUGUUUCAUUCCCAACCCAAAUCUACUGUAGGAACCCCAGCCUACAUUGCACCAGAGGUCUUGUCUAGGAAACAAUAUGAUGGGAAGAUUGCAGAUGUUUGGUCUUGUGGGGUUACUUUGUAUGUCAUGUUGGUUGGGGCUUAUCCUUUUGAAGAUCCUGAAGAUCCAAAAAAUUUCAGAAAAACAAUUCAGCGGAUUCUGAGUGUCCACUAUUCAAUUCCUGAUUACGUUCGAGUUUCUAAGGAGUGUAAACUUCUGCUGUCGAGGAUUUUCGUAGCGGAUCCCGAAAAGAGAAUAAACAUACCAGAAAUCAAGCAGCAUCCCUGGUUUCUAAAGAACUUGCCAAUAGAGUUCAUGGAAGGAGAAGAUGGGUACAUGGAAAAUGAAGAAGAAUCACAGAGUAUUGAAGAAAUAUUGUGUAUAAUAGAUGAAGCAAGGAAGGGUGGUGAUGGUCCAAAAGUUGGUAGUCAAUUACUUGGUGGAAGCAUGGAUCUUGAUGACGAUGACAUUGAUUGUGAUGCGGACAUCGAUGAUUUAGAAACAAGUGGUGAUUUUGUAUGUGCAUUACGAGUUUGAGUUUGAAAAUUAUGUUCCGAAUCAGAAAAAGGCAGUGUAUUGUAUUUUCAUGGCUUAUGGGAAACUGUUCUUCAGUGGGUGGAUGAUGUUUCAUUAGCAUGAAGGGGAUUAGAUUAAACUAAAUGUUAUGUCUGCUUCUAAAGUUUUAAUUAUUCCCUAAAAUUCUCAAUGAGCAGAAUGUGUUUUGAUAGACCAAA